Argiope bruennichi is the source of this 2016-nucleotide messenger RNA. RefSeq lists its product as uncharacterized. Gene Ontology annotation, cellular component: cytosol. The coding region runs from base 303 to 1376 and encodes 357 amino acids. The transcript is spliced from 10 exons. The record is from RefSeq and is a predicted model, not a curated record. Gene Ontology annotation, molecular function: L-galactose dehydrogenase activity. Lineage: Eukaryota; Metazoa; Arthropoda; Arachnida; Araneae; Araneidae.
GAAACACUAUGUACCAAUUCAAAAAAAAAAAAAAAAUGCUUCAUUCAAUGUUUCUGUAAUUUUUUGAUGAACUUCAUAAAAUCAAACAGGCCAUUCUUGUUUGUAAGAGGGGGAUUAAGAGAUUUUUGGCUACAAAGGCUAUCAUCCCAAGGUCAUUCUUCUUCGCAAGCACUGAUAAUUUUUUUUUGUAUUUAACUUUUUUUUUUAUUAUAAAAUCACGAGUUAAGUGAGUGAAAUAUAAUCUUAAAUCGGUCUGAAAUCCUGUUUCUUGAGGCGUUACUUGUUUUUCUUUUUUUCGGAGAAUGUCUUGCAAUUUAGAGAAAGCCUUUAAAAGAUUGCCAACAUACCAGGAAGGUUUUCAUGAUAAUUUGCUUUGUGAUGGCAUGACUUAUGUUCCAUUUGGAAAAACUGGUUUGGAUGUUUCUCUUCUAGGACUUGGUGGAUCUGAAUUAGCUUUAGUUUAUGGUACGCCAGAAGAAGAAGAUGGAAUACAAACAGUUAUUGAGGGUAUCAGAAGUGGAAUAAACUAUGUGGAUACUGCACCUUAUUAUGGUCAAGGAAAAGCAGAAAUAGUACUUGGAAAAGCUUUAAAGCAUAUUCCACGUCAUACAUAUUAUCUUGCCACAAAGGUUGCUAGAUAUGGUGCAAAGCCUGAAGACAUGUUUGAUUUUUCUUAUUCACGUACUUUGAAAAGUGUGGAUGAGAGCUUAGAAAGAUUAGGUGUUGAAUAUAUUGAUGUUUUACAAGUGCAUGAUGUUGAAUUUGCAAAAGAUACUGAUAUUAUAGUAAAUGAAACACUUCCUGCUCUUGAAAAAGUUAAGGAGAUGGGUAAAAUAAAAUUCAUUGGAAUAACAGGAUAUUCCUUGAGCAAGUUAAAGGAAGUCUUAGAAAAAAGUACUGUGCAUAUUGAUGUUGUUCUUUCCUACUGUCGUUGUACACUAUUUGACAACAGCUUGAAAGAAUAUAUGUCUUUUUUCAAAGAAAAAAAUUUAGCAAUUGUAAAUGCAGCUAUUUUAGGUAUGGGCUUGUUAACAGAAAGUGGACCACCAGACUGGCAUCCAGCAGAGUCAGAAAUAAAAGAAACAUGUAAGCAAGCUGUAGAAUACUGCAAAGAAAAGAAUGUGAACAUCUCAAAACUUGCUGCUUGUUAUUCUUUUUCACAACCUGAUAUUAAUGUUCAUCUUAUUGGAAUGCAAAGUAAAAAAUUACUGGAAGCAAAUCUGUCUUCUCUUAAAGUAGGUUUAUCUUCUCAUGAAAAUAAUAUUAAAGAAGAAAUUUUAACUAAAUAUUUUAAGAAACUUACAGUAACUCAUUGGGAGAAUAUAGAAGUGAACAGGUACUGGGGAGAUUUGAAGAAGCUUAAUCAGCAGUGGUAAGAUAUUUUUUUGAGAGAUCUUAUUUAAUGAAUUUAUGCUUUCUGCUAAAUUAUUGUAUUCAUAAAUAGUAUGAAUACAGUAAUUUGGUAGGAAAUUAAAUAGGAGGAAGUUGAUUUACAAAAUGCAUCUUAUUAGCAAAUUCUAUAUUUAUUGUAAAAAUAUUAAAAUCUGACCGAUGAUUUACUGUUUACAUGGAUCCAAGAUCAAUGAUUUUAACAUGCAGCAACUUGUUUGUUCUUCCAAGCUUCCGUCUGAGAAUAUUAGCAUAUGGAGGGAUAUAAUUUUAAGGGGGACCAUUAUAUAUGAAUUUAAGUAAUAGCAUUCAAGAAAUACAUGUUUUUUUUAUUACAUAGAAUUGAGCUUUAAAUUGUAUAAUUUAAUUUAAACGCUUAAUAUUCUUUUCAAAGCUUUAAAUAUAAGAUUUUUCUUGUAGAGAAUGAAAAUUUUAAGAAAUUAGUUAAUUUAUUAUGCUUGAAUCGGAACAUACAUAUUUAUAAAUCUUUGCUUUAAAAGACUGGAAAUCAUUACUAAAUACCACAGUUAAAGGAAAAAUGACUAAGUGGAUGACAAUAGGUCAUUAUUUAUAUUUUAAAGAUAUUUUUGAAAAAUAAUUUUUGAAGUUUAGUGUGAAAUUAAUCAU